GAGAGUGGAGGUGGUAGCGGGACUAGCAGGCCGGGCCUUGGGGUCUGCCUGGGCCAGGUUGAGGGGGCUGCCAUGGAGCUGUGGCGCCAGUGUGCCCACUGGCUUAUCCAGUGCCGGGUGCUGCCCCCCAACCACCGAGUGACGUGGGAUGGGGCCCAGGUCUGUGAGCUUGCUCAGGCCCUCCGCGAUGGCGUUCUCCUCUGUCAGCUGCUCAACAACCUACUGCCCCAUGCAGUCAACCUUCGCGAGAUCAACCUGCGUCCCCAGAUGUCCCAGUUCCUUUGUCUCAAGAACAUCCGCACCUUCCUGUUGGCCUGCUGUGAGAAGUUUGGCCUUCGCAGGAGCCAGCUGUUUGAGGUCUUUGACCUUUUUGAUGUGCAGGACUUUGGGAAGGUAAUCUACACCUUGUCAGCUCUGUCAUGGACAACAAUUGCCCAGAACAGGGGGAUCAUGCCUUUCCCCACAGAUGAAGACAAUCUUGGGGAUGAGGACAUCUACAGUGGACUGUCGGAUCAGAUCGAUGACACCGUGGAGGAAGAUGAGGACCUCUAUGAUUGUGUGGAGAACGAGGAGGCAGAAGGAGAUGAGAUCUAUGAAGACCUUAUGCGCACAGAACCCACGCCCAUGCUGCCAAAGAUGACCGAACUGGACAAGAGGGCCUGUUGUCUCAGGGAGAUCCAGCAGACAGAAGAGAAAUACACUGACACCCUCAUCUCUAUCCAGCAGCACUUCAUGAAGCCCCUGCAGCGGUUCCUAAAACUAGAAGACAUUGAGAACAUCUUUAUCAACCUGGAGGACCUUCUCAGUGUCCACAGCAGCUUCCUGAGGGACCUGAGGGAAGCGCUUUCUGCCAAUGGUGGCCUGGAGCUUUACCAGGUGUUCAUCAGCUAUAAGGAAAGGUUUCUCAUAUAUGGCCGUUACUGCAGCCAGGUGGAGUCAGCCAGCAAGCACUUGGACCGAGUAGCUAGCAUGCGGGAGGAUGUGCAGAUGAAGCUGGAGGAAUGUUCCCAGAGAGCGAACAAUGGGCGAUUCACUCUGAGAGACCUGCUCAUGGUGCCCAUGCAGCGGGUGCUAAAGUACCAUCUCCUCCUUCAGGAGCUGGUGAAGCAUACAACGGAUGCCACAGAGAAGGAAAAUAUGCGACUGGCACUGGAUGCCAUGAGGGAUUUGGCCCAGUGUGUGAAUGAGGUCAAGAGAGACAAUGAGACACUGAAGCAGAUCACCACCUUCCAGCUCUCCAUUGAGAACUUGACGAAGAACCUGGCCCACUAUGGACGGCCCAAGAUCGACGGGGAGCUCAAGAUUUCCACCUCGGAGAGGAGAUCCAAAAUAGACAGGUACGCUUUCCUCCUGGACAAAGCCCUGCUCAUCUGUAAGAGGCGAGGGGACAUCUAUGACCUAAAGGACUUUGUGAACCUGCCCAAUUAUCAGGUCCGAGAUGACUCCUCUGGGGAGCGAGAUAACAAGAAGUGGACCCACAUGUUUCUCCUGAUCGAGGACCAGGGAACCCAGGGCUACGAGCUCUUCUUUAAGACAAGAGAACUGAAGAAGAAAUGGAUGGAGCAGUUCGAGAUGGCCCUUUCCAAUAUUUACCCUGACAAUGCCACUGCCAACGGCCAUGACUUCCAGAUGUUCUCCUUUGAGGAGACUGCCUCCUGCAAAGCCUGCCAGAUGCUGCUGAGAGGCACCUUCUAUCAGGGAUAUCGCUGCCACCGCUGUCGGGCACCUGCUCACAAGGAGUGUCUGGGGAGGGUGCCUGCCUGUGGCCGACAUAGCUCAGAUCAUGGGAAUACCUUGAGAAAGCACAAGACUAGCCGAUCGGCCCAGGACAAGAGCAGAAAUGAACUGGGCUUGCCCAAGAUGGAGGUGUGCCAAGAGUACUAUGGGCUGCCUCCACCCCCUGUAGCCUUUGGCCCUUUCUUGAGGCUGAACCCCGGAGACAUCGUGGAGCUGACCAAGGCAGAAGCUGAGCAGAACUGGUGGCAGGGCAGAAACACGGCUACCAAUGAGACAGGAUGGUUUCCUUGCAAGAAAGUCAAGCCUUAUGUUCACGGCCCCCCACAGGAUCUGUCUGUCCAUCUUUGCCCCUUCCUUUGUGGUCAUCUGUCCGGCAGGUAUGCAGGUCCCAUGGAGCGCGCAGGGGCAGAGAACAUCCUCACCAAUCGUUCUGAUGGGACCUUCCUGGUGCGGCAGAGGGUGAAGGACAGUGCGGAGUUUGCCAUCAGCAUCAAGUUCAAUGUAGAAGUGAAACAUAUCAAGAUCAUGACAGCCGAGGGGCUGUACCGGAUCACAGAGAAGAAGGCGUUCAGGGGGCUUGUGGAGCUGGUGGAGUUUUACCAGCAAAACUCCCUGAAAGAUUGUUUCAAGUCCCUCGACACUAUGCUUCAGUUCCCCUUUAAGGAGCCAGAGAGGAGGGCCAUCUCCAGAACCCCAGCUACAGGGAGCACCAGAUACUUUGGGUCGGCCAAAGCCCGCUACGACUUCUGCGCCCGGGACCGCACCGAACUGUCCCUCAAGGAGGGUGACAUCAUUAAGAUUAUCAGCAAGAAGGGGCAUCAGGGCUGGUGGCGAGGGGAGAUCUAUGGCCGGAUCGGCUGGUUUCCAUCCAACUACGUGGAGGAAGACUAUUCUGAGUAUUGCUAAGGCUACUGCCGGGUUUCCACAGAGUUGAGGCUUUCUGAAGCAGGGAACCCAGAGGCCAGCCUGAAGGGGACCACUGGGGGUCUAGGAGGGCUCUUCUUGUCAGGUGCCCAGGCCCCAGGACUGCUAAUUUAUGAAACCCUGCUUCCUCCCUGGGUGAAGGAAGCCAAUUUAAAUAAAAAGCUAAAAGAAGAGGAUGAGGGGGUGGGGUGGUCUGUCCUUGCCCACGAGGAGCCUGACGGCCCAUCAUCUCUGAGGGGACAAGAAAGAAGAAAGGGAACUUCGGUGCUGGUGAGUGGGUGAGAGCAGAGAUGAGCUGGGGCUGAGUCCUGCUCGGCAGAGGCAAAGCGGCCCCCAGGUUGGAGGGGGCUGCCCUAUCUCUCUCUCAGCCUUACCACUUCCUGCUCCACACUAUCAUUCCUCCCUCCCCCCAUCACCACAUGUGGGUGCAUACACACAUACUCUUGUUCCCUCACACACACACACACACACACACACACACCCUCACUUCCAGUCACAGUCACAUGUUGACACAGAGAUACAAAAAAUCCCAAGUAUGCAGAGAUAUGUUCAGACAUACAGAGUCACCCAUGUAACAUAUCUACAAAUAAAGACUUUAUAUAAGUGGC
This is a messenger RNA of Dromiciops gliroides (monito del monte), 3269 nucleotides long. It is a transcript of the gene VAV1, whose product is annotated as vav guanine nucleotide exchange factor 1. Lineage: Eukaryota; Metazoa; Chordata; Mammalia; Microbiotheria; Microbiotheriidae. Gene Ontology annotation, biological process: regulation of GTPase activity; cell migration; intracellular signal transduction. Bases 73 to 2643 code for a protein of 856 amino acids. The transcript has 27 exons. Gene Ontology annotation, cellular component: cytoplasm. Gene Ontology annotation, molecular function: guanyl-nucleotide exchange factor activity; protein binding. The record is from RefSeq and is a predicted model, not a curated record.